AUGAGCGUGGAUGCUUUGUGAAGCCCUGUGAUGGACCCUACGUUUUCCAAACGGAACACGGCGCUGAGAUUAGUUGACUUGGCAGGGGCUCACCACCAUCACCAUCAUCACCACCAUACCCCUCAGAGCGUGACAGGCUUCCCGGGGUUCAGCAGCCAUCCACACUCAAUGGCUCACGCGCACCCUGGGGAGAUUACUGCGGAACCCCGCCUGGGGCCGAGUCCAUUCGGGCCAGAACACAUGGGGCACUCCGCGGCCCUCAAAAUCAGCCCAGCCCAUCAUUAUCCCCACCACCAUCACCACCACAAUCAUCAUAUGGCAGGCCACAGUGAAGUGGUCUCCAGUCAAACGGGAGCUUUUGGCCCGGUGCAGGCAACGACGGUACCCUAUUCUAUGUCUCACACGGCCCAGGCGUUAUCCGCAGGUAGCUAUCCAGGACACUAUGGUCAUCACCCCGACGCUGGAAACCAUACCCUCUUCUCUGGACUCCAUCACGAUCAGCCAUCUAACGGAGCACCAGGUGGCCAAGCCUUGAAUGGUCAAAUAAGGUUAGGAAUACCUGGAGAAAUGUACGUUAGGUCUGAUCACUUGAGUCAAGUGGCAAGCUCAAGGGCUGAUCCGUUCUCCGCCUCGCCUUUACAUGGCUACGGUGGUCUGAAUCUGAACAUGAAUCUCAGCGCUCAUCACCACGGAGCCGGUGCCUUUUUCCGUUACAUGAGGCAGCCGAUAAAGCAAGAACUCAUUUGCAAGUGGCUGGAACCGGAGCACUCGCCGAAGAAACUUUGCUCCAAAACUUACAGCACUAUGCACGAGCUGGUAACGCAUGUGACAGUGGAGCAUGUCGGAGGACCCGAACAGGCAAACCAUAUAUGCUUUUGGGAAGAGUGUCCAAGGGAAGGAAAACCAUUUAAAGCCAAGUACAAACUUGUAAAUCAUAUUCGCGUGCACACCGGAGAGAAACCGUUUCCUUGUCCAUUCCCUGGAUGUGGAAAAGUAUUCGCAAGAUCUGAAAACCUUAAGAUUCACAAAAGAACACAUACAGGUGAAAAGCCCUUUAAAUGUGAGUUUGACGGAUGUGACAGACGUUUCGCCAAUAGCAGUGACCGGAAAAAGCACUCCCACGUGCACACCAGCGAUAAGCCUUACAACUGCAAAGUAAGAGGUUGUGACAAAUCUUACACACACCCGAGCUCACUAAGAAAACACAUGAAGGUGCACUGUAAGUCUCCACCACCAAGUUCAGGCUACGAAUCUUCAACUCCAUCAUUAGUGUCCCCCUCAUCGGACAUAGGCCGCGAGCCAGGGGCUUCAUCGCUCUCAGAACCCGUCGCGUCGUCACAGCCCGCCAAUCUUAGUGAGUGGUACGUUUGUCACAGUUCUGGAGCCAGUGGCACUCAUACACCACCCAGCGGUUCCUCCACACCUGACCCCUCAGAUGAACCACCUUACAGGAACCCUCAGUCAAGGGACGCCUUCUAACAGAUUCCGUUUUGAAAAUGCAGCAAACAUAAAUAUAUUUUCUAUUGG
Messenger RNA from Hypomesus transpacificus, 1527 nucleotides. RefSeq names its product zic family member 4 (gene zic4). The record is from RefSeq and is a predicted model, not a curated record. NCBI's taxonomy places the organism in Eukaryota, Metazoa, Chordata, Actinopteri, Osmeriformes, Osmeridae. Gene Ontology annotation, biological process: regulation of transcription by RNA polymerase II; central nervous system development. The transcript is spliced from 3 exons. Gene Ontology annotation, cellular component: nucleus. Gene Ontology annotation, molecular function: RNA polymerase II cis-regulatory region sequence-specific DNA binding; DNA-binding transcription factor activity, RNA polymerase II-specific.